Striga asiatica is the source of this 519-nucleotide messenger RNA. NCBI's taxonomy places the organism in Eukaryota, Viridiplantae, Streptophyta, Magnoliopsida, Lamiales, Orobanchaceae. The record is from the annotation of a GenBank genome assembly.
AUGGCCUCUUCUCCACCUACAAUGAGCUUGGUGUUAGUGAUCUUGAUGGGGUUACUUUGCUCGUCAAAUGCUCGUACAUUCAUCGUUGGCGAUGAAGAUGGUUGGAUCUUUCACCCCUUCGAGAACUAUACUCGUCGGGCCGAAAAAAAUCGUUUCGAAAUCAAAGAUGAACUCGUUUUCAAGUACGAGAAGGGGCACGACUCAGUUCUAGUCGUGAACCGAAACGACUACGCCAAAUGCAACAAGGAAAACCCCGCGAAAACCCUCAAGAACAGUCGAUCGAGAUUCGAGUUGAGAAAAUCGGGCCCGUUUUUCUUCAUAAGCGGGCACGACCAAAACUGCGAAAAGGGGCAGAAGCUCGAAAUCGUAGUCCUCUCCCGACAUCAUCAUAAUCGAGACUUGCCGACCCCUUCACCAGCAGCGGGGUCCACGGCCCACCUGCCGCCAGUCGAGCCUCCUUCCCAUUCCCUGAGCCAUCGUCGACUCAUUCCUCAUAGCUCAGCUCGUGGGAUUCGACUC